Trichoderma reesei QM6a is the source of this 2291-nucleotide messenger RNA. RefSeq lists its product as uncharacterized. Gene Ontology annotation, cellular component: exomer complex. Gene Ontology annotation, molecular function: protein binding. Gene Ontology annotation, biological process: Golgi to plasma membrane transport. The record is from RefSeq and is a predicted model, not a curated record. Lineage: Eukaryota; Fungi; Ascomycota; Sordariomycetes; Hypocreales; Hypocreaceae. The transcript has 6 exons. Bases 183 to 2291 code for a protein of 702 amino acids.
CGGCAGCCAUCGAAUCCUUGCUCGAAGCUUCAAACAGCUGCUCCAGCCACCGUCUGCGCAACUCCAGCUCUGCAUCUGCGUGGAACCGCUGCAGCCGCUCUUCAUGGUUGCCGCAGCUCUCAAUCGCCCCCGGAGCAGCUCGAACCCAUUGAUCGCGCAGCUUCAACAGCCCCGUUGCCGCCAUGGUUGCGCCGGCAGUGCCUGAGUUAACCGAGGACAUCCUCCACGAGUCGAUCGACGCCAGGACAGAACAGCUUGCGGCGCUGCGAGAGCUGGGUCCGCCGGAUCUGGUCCAUCUCGUGAAGCAGGCAGUGCGCAAUCCGGGCAAGCAGACCGGCGUCUACCAUCACGUCACGGGUGUCGAUGCGUCGUCCUCGGCCAGUCUUGCGGCUUAUAUCAACACAUUGACGUACCGUGACCAUGACCCGAACACAACCACCAGGAUUGUCGAGGGUGUCUAUUGCUGCUACAAUGCCUUCUCGCGCCUGGACAUGCGCGUGCAUGUGUCCAUUCCCGGAACCGUCGAGAGCUACUGCGUCGACGAGCGAGGCGAAAAGCGAAAGGCGUCAGACGACCUGUGGCUGGAGACAUAUCUCUGCAGCGUCCUGAGAGCAUAUUCCUACGCCGACGAUGGUAGCGGAGACAGCAUCCGCAAGAUUGUCGGCGUCCGCAGAUUCAAUCCCGUCACCAACACCGAGACUGAGCAUCGCUUCCUUAACGCGGCUGAGCAGCUCUUCUUCCGAGGCAAGGAGAUGGAAUGCAUCACGGACUUCAUCAGCAUUCAGCUAACAUCACAUUCCAUCGUUCAAGUGCCUACAAAUGUGUCGAAUCAUCUCACCACUGGGCUGCUCAAGUACCUCGAGACGACCGGCCGAUAUACAUCCGGCAUCAACCUCUUCGAGAAGCUCCGAACUCAGAGCGUCGAGGUCGCUUCACUGCUUGCAAAGGUUCUGUUCAUGGGCAAUGAAGAGGUGGCAGGAGUCAAGGUUCUGUACCAAUCGCUUCAGCAGACUCCCAUGGACUACGUCAUGCUCGACACGCAGGCAGACUUCUUGAUGAAGAAGGCUCUCAAGGCCGAUACGAUGGAACUGAAGGAGGAGAGGCUCAAGAUGGCUCUUGGGUGCGCAGACCGCAGUACGAUUGCUGCACCUAGCGAGUUCAGCACUUGGGCCAGGCUCGCCCAGGUCUACGUCGCUAUGGAGGACUGGGAGAAUGCUCUGACGAUACUCAACUCGUGCCCCAUGUUCACCUACCAGGACAAGGACUCACCCAUGAUGCCCGAGCCGAGAGACGUUCAUCUCCCUACUCUGCCCGAGACGCGCCUUGACGAGAUUGACAGCGAACCGGAGUCUAGGUACUCGGAACAGGUCGACCCGAGUCUGUUGAGCCUGCGGGCAGCGUCUUACCGCGGCACAUUCAAGAAGGCGUACAGUAUAUUGACGGAAAUGACGUCCAAGAUUGGUUGGGAUCAACUUCUCAAGAUUCGCAGCAACGUCUUUGUCAUGGAGGACGAAUACCGUACUGAAAAGCAGGAGGCUACCCAGGCUGCUCAGCCGAUGCGGAGUCCGAGUAUGGAUGGCCUUCGGGGCACGCCCGACCCAACUACGAACGGAGACGAGGGCUCGGAGAAUGGCGAGAAGCCCGCUGAAUCGGGCGCGUCAACUCUGGCCCCCAACGGCGAGAGCAGCGGGGUCGAGAAGCCUUCCAGCACUGUGGACCCUGACGAAGUCAAGGCCGAUGCUGAAAAUGGCACCAAUACUGACGACCAUCUCUCCAAACUAAACACUAAGCGAUUGUGCGAGCGUUGGCUCGACAGCCUAUUCAUGGUUCUUUACGAGGACCUGCGCGUCUACACAAUUUGGCGCACGCAGAUGGCUCAGUACCGCGCCCAGCAGAUCCAGUACAAGAAGUCGGCCGAAGAGUGGGAGAUUCUCGGCUCCCUCGCCGAGCGUCUGCAACACUUUGACGAGGCCGCCGAAGCAUAUCGGGCGUGCCUGUCCCUGCGCUUCAGCCCCAAGGCGCUGGCAGGCGUGCUGCGCGUCUUUGAGAGGACCAAGAGCACCAGGGAGACGGUGGCGGCGGUGAUUCGGCUGGUCACCUGGCAGUACAGGUGGUACAGCGAGUUUAGCCCAGAGCUGCUUCACACGAUCCGAACUCUGAUUGAGGACGAGGGCGCCGUCAAAGUCAGGAGCAUAAUCCAAGCAACAAGCCUUCCGCAGAACGUGCUCGACCUGACGCACCACUACGCCGCUUUAUGCGCGACAUUCCGCAGCAGCGGCACCGAUGGCUAA